Molecule: messenger RNA, 855 nt
Organism: Helianthus annuus (common sunflower)
Lineage: Eukaryota; Viridiplantae; Streptophyta; Magnoliopsida; Asterales; Asteraceae
Product: cell surface glycoprotein 1-like
Exons: 1
Coding region: 1-855 (284 amino acids)
Source: RefSeq, a predicted model, not a curated record
AUGCCUUCAUCUGGCACCGGAGAGUCGGACACCACAGACCCCAUGCCCAUAGUAUCGGACGACAUGGUGUCAUCAGAGCACGAGGUGUAUACUUUGGACACCACCAGCACGAACGACGAUGAUUUUCAGCCAUUUGCGCUGCCCGAUGUCGUUGUUGAGCCCGCUGAUGGCCCUAUCGCUGGGGAUUUGCCGCUUGCGGUGAUCCCUGCCCCUGUACCCCUUGUCGCGUACCCUGUUAUUGAUAUGCCUCUUGACGUAGUCGCUGACGACGACGUCGACUUGUCCGAUGAGGACCCACUCGGGGAUGAUUUUGAGGGCGAGGCCCACAUUGCUGCUGGUGAUCUCCUACUUCUUGCCGAUGCUCCCGCUGAGGAGGCACCCGUUCAUUCACCAGUCCCAGACUCCUUUGAGUCUGUGGCAUCUGCACCAUCGCACGCGCAGGGAGUGCAGCACUAUUCACAUGACACAGACCCUGAUAUGGCAUCAUCCGCUGCACCUGCCCCUGCCCCUAGUCUUGCGUUCGAUCAUGAUAUUGAUGAUGAUUCUGACCCUAUUUUCCCUCCUGGCUUUGAUCCCGAUCAUGAUAUUGAGUUUGUACAUCUAGAUCAGCCCAUGGAGGAUCCCGUGGCCCCUGUUCAUCCUGUGUUUGCUGAUCCCGCUGAUUUUGAGAUGGACUUUGAUGACCCAGAGCCUGCUGUGGCCCUUGAGCCAGUUGACGCUCCUGACCCCGCAUUGGAGCAUGACCCUAUUCAUGUCGAUGCACUUGCGAUUGCCCCUUUGGCUGAUGAUAUACCUGUCGAUGAUCACCCUAUUGUUGCUCCACUAUUGGAGGAUGAGCAUGCCGUUGAUGCUUAG